AAACUGAUUCUUGAUCUUCUAUAGGUCUUGCAGUUUCGAGAUAACAAUGUUUUAAAAAAACUGAAUUUCCAAAAGACAACGUUCGUGGGCAAUGUUUGAAUUAGUCACUACUACAUAAAAGUAAGUCAACGAAACUCAAAAGAAUAAUUGAUAAUCAAAAGCUUCCUCCAUAAUCUUCUUGACCAAAAAAAAAAACAGAGCACAUCACAUCCUUAACUCUCUUUAUAAUCCAACACCAGAACCUCUCUUCUUCUUCACUCCAAUAAACCCUAAACCAGUUUCUUCUUCUUCUUCUUCUUAAAUCACUCUCUAACGAUGUCUUCUUGUUCAAGAACGAGAACAAAAGCUCCAAGAUCAGCCAGAAGCCAUAGAAAAGGCCAUUUCUCUUCUUCAUCACCAGCUACAAUUGUGGCUGAUAACGACGAUAUCUUGACUCAUAUUCUCUCUUUUCUUCCAAUCAAAACUCUUUUAAGAUCUAAACGCGUAUCUAAACGCUGGCUUUCUCUCAUUACAAAUCCUGAUUUCUCCAACCGUGUCAUCAAGUCAAACCACCCCUUACCCAUCUCUGGCUUUUUCUUACACUCAACAACAGCCAUCAAAUAUAGUUUUGUCUCUCUUGAUGAUGAUGAUGAUGACGCAAUCAACCAACGGACUUCGUUAUCAUUACCGCUUUGGUUUACAGACCACGCAACAGACAUGAUCAUAAUGCAAUCAACCAAUGGUCUUCUCCUCUGCAAAUGCGCUUGUGCUUCUUCUAACCAAUUCAACACAAACUACUAUGUUUACAAUCCGACAACGAAACAGUACACUCUUCUCCCUCACGUGACCACAGGUUACACCACACUCUCUCUAGCCUUUGACCCUUCUGAAUCUCCUCACUAUAAAGUCUUUUGCCUCAGAACAAGUAGCAUGAUCUCUUACUCCUUCCACAUAGAGGUUUAUUCCUCCAAUGAAGGACAUUGGAAGAGACUUGUUUCGGUUCCUUCUUCUUCUUCUCCUUCACCCUUUGUAGAGUAUAAAGACACAGUCUUUUGGAACGGAGCGGUUCACUGCUACGGUCCACGCACAAGUGAUUGCAUCUCUUUUGAUAUCAAUAAAGAAGAAAUCAAGAUUCUUCCACUCCCUAAUCUUGACCAUGAUGAAGACGAUGAGCCGCUACCUGAUCCCAAUACAUUGAGGUAUAUGGAUGAAUCCGGGGGUAAUCUUUACUUCAUUGAGGUAAAUGAUCAGAGUUCUUCAGAUUUACCGAUUUACGAAAUGGAUAGAAACAGCUCAAGCUGGUCCCUGAAGUAUAACGUUGACUUGGAGCCUCUUUUAGCCGCUUUCCCCGAGAUGAUCAGAACCGAAUACUAUACCGAUAGGCGAUACACGUUCUCUGUCAUCGGUUUUGUAAAAGAAGAGACAGAUGCAGAAUCAUACAUUGUGCUUCACAUUCCAAACAAGGCUGUAAAAUACAACUUCAUAAACAAGACUUUCAAGAAACUUUGCCCGUUGGUCAAUAAUGCUACUGAGGAUGCGUUUUACAGAUUCCAAAGAACUUUCCAGUUCAUUGAGUCUCUUGCUAACGUCUAAGAGUAGUCAAAACGCUUUCUCUGUA
Molecule: messenger RNA, 1597 nt
Organism: Camelina sativa (false flax)
Lineage: Eukaryota; Viridiplantae; Streptophyta; Magnoliopsida; Brassicales; Brassicaceae
Product: F-box protein At5g07610
Molecular function (GO): protein binding
Source: RefSeq, a predicted model, not a curated record